AUGUCCUCAAACUCCGGCCCCAACUCCCCCUCCAGCUCCGACGAGUCUCUGCCACCCCAGACUCCGGUCUCCCCGCAGAUGACCGCGACUGCCCAGUACGAAAAGCGCAAGGCGUCGCGCCGCUCCAACACUGCUGAGCGUCGUGCCACCCACAAUGCCGUCGAGCGCCAGCGUCGCGAGACCCUCAACGGACGCUUCCUCGACCUUGCCGGUCUGCUCCCCAACCUCUCGCAGAUCCGUCGUCCCUCCAAGUCUGCUAUCGUCAACAGCUCCAUCGCGCACAUCACCGCGGCGCGCCGCCACCGCCUUCUUGCUGCCCGCGAGCUUCGCUUGCUCAAACUCGAAGCCGAUGCUCUCCGCCGCGAGUUGAACGAGUGGCGUCAUCGCCAGAACCUCCCGACCGUCGAGGAGCCUCCCCGCUCCGAGGCCUUCCACAUGGUCCUCAGCGGCGAGCUCGAGGUCAUUCCCGAGGCGAUUGACGAUGAAGCCGAAGACGACGAGUACUUUGAGCAGCAGCCCAUGCAGCCGAUCCAGCGCGGCCCCGACCCUCGCGACAUCGCUCGUCUUACUACCGAGUACCACAAUGCCCGCGACAUGCGCCAGCUCCAGGCGCAGCAGCUCGAGCAUGCCCAGCGUCUGGCCAUGCUUAAGGCCGGUAUGCUCAAGGACAGCAAGAGCAUGUACGCCAACCCGAUGAUCGCCUCUCCGUCCAUGCCUCAGUACGAGCACCCGCAUGGGUUCGACCUCAACCCGAUGCAGCAGACCUUCCUCCCCCAGGAGCACGGUGGUUUCAAUAACUUCGCCGACAAGAUGUUCGAUAACAACAUGACUUUCGGGGACGCCGUGGAGGCGAAGCUGUUUGCCAACAGCGAGCCCCCGGCCUUCCUCGGCCAGAUGCAGCGUCAGAUGUCCUACGGCAGCGGACGUGGUGAUGAGGAUGCCAUCUCUAUUGGCUCUCGCGGCUCGAGCUCUGGCUCGCCCGUCACCAACGAGUUCCACAUGGGCAACCGCGGCAGCUUCGAGGGCGCGCGUCGCCUGAGCAUCAACACCAGCCUGAGCGGCUACAACGGCAUGAACGGCGCCAACACCGGCAUGGUUGACUUCGGUUAG
Molecule: messenger RNA, 1110 nt
Organism: Schizophyllum commune H4-8
Lineage: Eukaryota; Fungi; Basidiomycota; Agaricomycetes; Agaricales; Schizophyllaceae
Exons: 5
Coding region: 1-1110 (369 amino acids)
Biological process (GO): positive regulation of transcription by RNA polymerase II
Cellular component (GO): RNA polymerase II transcription regulator complex
Molecular function (GO): protein dimerization activity; DNA-binding transcription factor activity
Source: RefSeq, a predicted model, not a curated record